AUGGCAACUUGGGCUGAUAAAGACGUACAUCCAAAACGUGAUCGCAGCGGCAGUUAUGGAGUCCUGCCGCCAAACCUGUCUGAGCUGAGGGUGGUUCUUCUGGGGAACAGCUGGAGUCUGAAGGCCUCAGUGGGAAACCUCCUUUUGGAUCAGACACAGUUCAGUUUGUUCACAAAACAACAUAACUGUGUAAAAGGCAGUGGAACAUUUCAGAGUAAAGCUUUGACCGUGGUCAACUCUCCAGACCGGCUGCUCACCACCUCUCCUGAAGAACUCAUACAGUUUAUUGAUCAGAUGAAAGAUGAGAGUUCCCCUGGUCCUCACGUGUUCCUGCUGGUCCUAGAGCCUGACGACUUCACUAAACAACACAAAAGCAGAUUAGAGUCAGUCCUGCAGAGCUUCAGUGACAAGGCCUUCCACCGCUCACUGCUGCUGAUGUCCAGGCCACAGACACAGACACCAGGGUCCACAGACAGACACAUGAGGGAUCCAGGUAUAAAGGACAUGAUCCACAGAUGUAGGUUCAGAUAUCUGUGGGUGGAUCACACUGAACUAUAUGUCACUGAUCUGAGUCUGAGGGAUUUCAGACGUAAAGAGCUGUUUACAAGAAUCAGUGAGAUAUUGAAAGUGAACAGUGACGUGAAACCUGAGCCCUCUGAGGAGGAAGACCCAGGUCUGACUUUCAGUACAAAGCCCUCUCUGAACCUGGUUCUGUGUGGGAGAACCGGAGCAGAGAAGAGCUCAGCAGCGGAGUCUAUUUUAGGGCGAGCAGAGCUCCCUGCAGCGAGCCGCCCAGGGCAGUGUGAGAAACAUCAGGCAGAGGUGUGUGGGCGCUGGGUGACUCUGGUGGAGCUGCCGCCUCUGUCUGGAAAACCUCUGGACACAGUGAUGCAGCAGUGUCACCUCUGCCUCUCCCUCUGUGCUCCUGAGGGCGUCCAUGCCUUCAUCCUGGUUCUACCACUGGGUCCUCUCACUGAUGAAGACAAGGAUGAGAUGAAGAGGCUCCAGGACACUCUCAGCUCUCGAGUUCUUUCCUUCUCCAUGAUUGUGUUUACUGUGGACUCAGACCUCACUCCAGAUGUGGAGGAGUUUAUGAAAGAACACAGAGAGAUCCAGGAUUUCUGUGAGAGCUUUGGAGGAGGAUAUUGUCUCUUCAACAUCAGGGACCAGCAGCACGUCCCUGAGCUCCUGAAGUCUGUGGAGACUUUAAGAAACAAGAAUAAACCUCACAGCUUCACCACUGAAACACUGAUACAAGUCCAGAUGGAGAAGAUCUCUCUCCUGCAGAAGGAACAACAGAACGCAACCACCAAAGCAGCUCACAGAAGAGGUCCAGGUGAUGAACAGAGUCCAGACUCUCUGAGGAUCGCGAUCAUUGGAAGAACCGGCACAGGGAAGAGCUCUUCAGGAAACACCAUCCUCGGACCAGACAUGUUCGAGGCCAGGCCCAGUCAAAUGUCAGUGACUCAGGUUUGUCAGAUGGCCGAGGCCAGAGUCGAUGGACGCCGUGUUGUUGUGGUGGACACUCCUGGACUGUUCGACACCAGUUUGUCACAUGACGAGGAGAGACUGAAGUGUGUGAGUCUGCUGGCUCCUGGACCACACGUCUUCCUGCUGGUGUUGCCCAUCGGACGAUUGACAGAAGAAGAGAAAACAACACUAGACCUCAUCAGGAAAGGAUUCCAUGUGUUUGAUAAUAAUGAAAAGAAAGAUCCCACUCAGGUCAAAGAGCUGAUGAUGAAGAUAGACAACAUGAUGCAGCAGAACAGAGGCAGCUGCUACACUAACGACAUGUUACUGAAGGCAGAGAUGGGCAUUAAGGAAGACAUCAAGAGAAUUAUGGAGGAGAAAGAGGAAAAGAUCAGGAGAGAGAGGCCCGCAAUGGACCGGAAAUCACAAAGAAACCAGAGGAAAAUAGAAAAACUGCAAGAGCAAACCGCUGCUGCACUCCACAUGUCUGCGUAUGAGGAAACACACAGAAUUAUCUCCAAGAUGUGA
This is a messenger RNA of Knipowitschia caucasica, 1998 nucleotides long. The record is from the annotation of a GenBank genome assembly. Lineage: Eukaryota; Metazoa; Chordata; Actinopteri; Gobiiformes; Gobiidae.